AUGUUUGCUACAAAACUUCAAAAUAAAGAUGUAGUAGAAACCCUUAUUACACAUGGCGCAGAUGUGAAUGCAACAGCGAGCAGAGGAGAAACUGCUCUCAUGCUUGCAACAGAACUUAAAAAUAAAGAUCUAGUAGAAACCCUUAUUUCACAUGGCGCAGAUGUAAAUGCAAAAUCAAAACAAGGGAUCUCUGCGCUUUCUAUUGCAAGUUAUCAUGGCUACAAAGAAAUAGAAGAACUUCUUAUUUCUCACCAAGGUAAUACUUGA
Messenger RNA from Trichomonas vaginalis G3, 267 nucleotides. Its product is annotated as Ankyrin repeat family. Gene Ontology annotation, molecular function: protein binding. Gene Ontology annotation, cellular component: cytoplasm; nucleus. NCBI's taxonomy places the organism in Eukaryota, Parabasalia, Trichomonadida, Trichomonadidae. The transcript has a single exon. Bases 1 to 267 code for a protein of 88 amino acids. The record is from RefSeq and is a predicted model, not a curated record.